Gloeophyllum trabeum ATCC 11539 is the source of this 2728-nucleotide messenger RNA. RefSeq lists its product as uncharacterized. The coding region runs from base 335 to 2545 and encodes 736 amino acids. NCBI's taxonomy places the organism in Eukaryota, Fungi, Basidiomycota, Agaricomycetes, Gloeophyllales, Gloeophyllaceae. The transcript is spliced from 5 exons. The record is from RefSeq and is a predicted model, not a curated record.
GUUGCUUGAAACUCUUCACUGCACGACCACCAACGCCUCUUGUCCCCAUAAAACCUUUGGCAAUAUCUACGACUAUCAUAUACCUCGAAGUCGAGCUGCCCCCCUUGACGGAUCUCUCUGCCGCAAUUCUUCAGCUCGAUACAGCCUGGCUCGCGGGAGAGCCACGCAAGGCGGAUACAAGUAAAUCAGCCGUAAAUUUUAGGUUCACGGGAACCCCCGUCGCUGUGUCGUCGCUGCUGGUAGCUUGGUAACCUCCACAAUCAGCUGGUGGUCAAGAUCCAGAUUGAGUAACAGACCUCCCUAAAACACUUGAUAUUACCGGGCCGACGUCACAAUGUCGACUGAUCAUUCCAUUCCUCGUGUACCUUCCGGCGUUGAGAACUUCCCGCCAGAGCUGCUGUUCACGAUAUGCGCGCAUGUUUACUACGCCGGCCUGCCCCCUGUCCAGCCAUCGCUGGACCCCCUAAUUCUCGCUGAGCACGGCAUACCUACUUCCACUCCUUCCUCGCUUCCCCCCGCAAAUUGGCCCGAACCCGUCGCGCGUAAGACUCUACACAGCCUGAGUCUCGCUAACCGUGCCUGGCACGACGCCGCAAAGCCUUGGCUCUGGCGCAAAGUCGAGGUCCGGCUGCCUCGGAGCUGGCUAUCCCUGAUUGAUGCUGUGGUCGGCGGCGACGAUGAGGAAGCAGCGGAGCAACAGGCCGCCCUAGUCCUUGGGCAGACGAUUAAGGAAGCAGAGAACGCGGUACUGGCCGCUCGCAAUAUUUUUGGCGACGAUGCAGACCCCACCUGUGCGGAGAAGUUGCACGAGAGUAUCCUGGCUACUCUCGGUGGUCCCGGAGGACCUAUCCCGCCUGAGCUCCUGUCCCCUCCUGCCUCCAGAGACCCCAGUCCCAGGCGUCUGCGUGCGAAGAGCAAGAGCCCAGUGAGAUGGAAGCUGAUGAGGUCUAUUAGUGAUGCGGUACAAACGGUUUUGGGGCGGGAUGAAGUAGCGGUCUAUGUACCCAUCCCUGAAGACCCACGUCCAGGACGGCACAUCCGUCACCUAGACUUCAAUCACUUCCGUACCAUAGGGAUGCGUAGGUCAGUCGAAGAGGGCGUCAACAGCCGCUUCGUCACAGGGGACCGACUAGAAGCCAUUAUCAAGGAAAUGCCGAACCUCACGGUCUUUGGUGCAACGGAAUAUAUGGACGGUGCAUUGACACUUCCCGUGUUGAAGGAACUAUUCCUUAGAGGAUCGUCGUCGCGCGGCCGCCGCUUUCGGGGUCGUACGCCUGAAACUUCGGACGCCGACGAGGAGGAGAAGGAGAGACUCCGAGAAUGCAAAGAAAUAGUGGCUGCCGAUUUCACCGGCUGUGUUAGCGCCGUCUUCGUGCAUGCCCUGACAGACUUUGUCAACACGUACCUAACCCCACCCUCUGACCCCACCUCAGACGAUGAGGGUACGGACCGUUUCGGCGGUAGGAGAUCGCGCUUUGCUGCCGGCAACACACAUGUCCUGGAAGGCCUUGAGCGGCUGGGCUUCUAUGGUGCUAAAUCUCUGGCGCACUCCGUGCUACAUCAGUUCGUUCUCUCCUGCCCUUCUCUCACUCAUCUCGACCUGUCAUGCACUCGGAUCACGCCUGAGCUGUUCACCUCCUUAGCGGCCUCCUCUAUUCGCCUGCAGUCACUGUCUAUUGGUCGAUGCACGCGUCUGACAGGGGAGAGUAUCCGUGAUUUCUUAGUCGAAGCAGAGGCGGCUAGUGAUAUCCAGGAACUCAGCUUGUACGGCGACAGCACGUUCCCUUGUCCGUUGUCUGUGGACGAGUUGAGGGACGUAUUGACCCGCGCACGCUGCUUCACGAGCGGCAAGCUUCGAUACCUCGACCUGUCGAGUUCCCCCCUGACAAGGGAAGUGCUGCUCACCGCCUGCCCUCCCCAGCCGCAGCUGCGCUCCCUCGGGCUGUCGCACAUCGCCAACCUGCCGUUGGAUAUCAUCGCCGAGUUCCUGAAGACGAAAGCGCCACACGUGGAGGUCCUCACACUGGCGUCGACGUCGCCGGACCUCGGGUACGGGCAGACGCGCGUGCCCCUGCGCGCGGCGUCGCUCGCGCUGCACGCGAAGAUCAUCCGGCCGCUGUGCACCGCGCUCGUGUCGUUCAGCCUGUCAGCGGGCUCGAGCGCGCCCGCGCAGGCGCCGACGCGGCUGCGCGUCAUCGAGCUCUCGCCGGCGCUGCUGGGCGGGCUGGGCGCGGGUGCCGGAUCGUGGAGGGUCAUCAGGAGCAAGGGCGGGCGGGGGUGGUACGUGGAUGUCGCGAGCGGCUGGGUCACCACGCCUUCCGCCGGCGCUGCGCCUCGGCAGAAUGAGGGUGGCGAGCAGCUUUGUCGCGGGCUUGCGCCUGACCACCCGCUCCGCGUUGAGAUGGAGAGGCUCGCGUAUGCGAACGGGAAUGUGAACAGCGGGGUCGGCUGGCAUGCGCGUAAAAUGGAGAUCCUGCACGGUCAGGGAUUGCUAGGCAGGGAGGACGGGCUUUACGGGGCGGUGUCUUUCGCCUAUCAAGGAUAAUGCAUCGUUGCUAAGUGCGCCAAUGGUUCACAACAAGAAGAGAAAAACAAACGCCUGCUGGCUGCUUCAUGUAUAAAAGGGUGUAUGUACAUCAGGGGGAUCUGUAAUUGUUAAUGCUUUGAGCAAUGAACUACUCAAUAAUGAAUUCGUUGUGCGGUCUAGUCAAGGUCUAGUGCUUCGGUC